Messenger RNA from Rhinocladiella mackenziei CBS 650.93, 1914 nucleotides. RefSeq lists its product as uncharacterized. Gene Ontology annotation, cellular component: perinuclear endoplasmic reticulum; cytoplasm. The record is from RefSeq and is a predicted model, not a curated record. Gene Ontology annotation, biological process: lipid storage; triglyceride biosynthetic process. Bases 1 to 1914 code for a protein of 637 amino acids. The transcript has a single exon. Lineage: Eukaryota; Fungi; Ascomycota; Eurotiomycetes; Chaetothyriales; Herpotrichiellaceae. Gene Ontology annotation, molecular function: phospholipid:diacylglycerol acyltransferase activity.
AUGUCUGCUCUUCGUCGCCGUAUCAUCAAUGCCCUUAGAGAUUCACCUUCCCCCUCUGCAAGUCGAGACAGCACGCCUGAUUCCAAUGAAGAGGUCCAACUUGCCUCGGCCAAGAAGUCGGACAAGUUCGCAACCCGAAAACAUAGCAAGAGGAGGUCGGGGAUCAUAUUCGGACUUGGAGGUCUUCUUGGGCUGGUGCUAGCACUGUUAUUUGCGCAAUCGCAAGAUGUGAUAAAGCUGGAAGGAUUACUCGAAGUCAACCUGGACAGUUUGAUGGAUGCGAUCCCUGCAGGCAUGGUCAAGGACGUGAAAGAUCUAUCCAGGGCAGAGCGAGAGGUUGUCAACUACGACUCGUUCUCAGUGGGUUUACAUUUACAAUCCCAAGGAAUAUCGGCCCACCAUCCGGUAAUUAUGGUUCCGGGAGUGAUAUCAACUGGCCUGGAGUCAUGGUCCACCGGGGAGAAAUCCCGACAAUAUUUUCGAAAGCGACUUUGGGGGUCUUGGUCAAUGAUGAGAGCUCUUGUGAUGGAUCAAGCAGAAUGGAAGAAACACAUCAUGCUGGACAAGGAGACAGGACUUGAUCCUCCAGGAAUCAAACUUCGUGCCGCACAGGGUUUUGAUGCGACCGAUUUCUUCAUCACCGGAUAUUGGAUUUGGAAUAAAAUCUUGGAGAACCUCGCUACCAUUGGGUAUGAUCCAACGAAUGCAUUCACGGCAUCUUAUGACUGGCGUCUUUCCUAUGCCAAUCUGGAAGUUCGUGACCAAUUCUUUACCCGGCUGAAAAACUAUAUUGAGGUCGCGCACGCCACUUCUGGAAGGAAGGUCGUCCUUGUUUCGCAUUCUAUGGGCAGUCAAGUAUUUUUCUAUUUUAUGAAAUGGGUCGAACAUAAAGAUCAUGGAAAAGGAGGUCCGAAAUGGGUCAACGAUCAUAUUGAUUCCUGGAUUAAUAUAUCUGGAUGCAUGCUUGGGGCGGUCAAAGACAUCCCAGCCAUUCUGUCGGGAGAAAUGAAGGAUACAGCCCAGCUGAACGCAUUCGCCGUCUACGGGCUGGAAAAGUUUUUGUCCAAGGGGGAUCGAGCAGAACUCUUCCGAGCAAUGCCUGGGAUAUCAUCGAUGUUACCCAAAGGUGGCGACGCAGUUUGGGGCAACAGUUCUUGGGCGCCAGACGAUUUGCCAUCGCCAACACAAAACACUACUCACGGUGUCUUUCUCUCUUUCAAACCGAAAGCGAAUGCCACCGAAAUUCUGCGAAAGAAUCUGACAAUGGCGGAAUCUUUUGAAUAUUUGCUAAACAACACGGAGCCGUGGUAUGCAGAUCAGAUCAAACACUCGUAUUCUCAUGGGGUCGCACAUACCAAAGCAGAGGUGGAGAAGAACGAAAACAUACCUCAAACUUGGUUGAAUCCAUUGGAAGCUCGACUUCCUCAUGCACCAGAUAUGAAGAUAUACUGCUUCUACGGGAUCGGCAAACCAACCGAGCGAGCAUACUUCUACAAGGAGAAUGAUGAUCCGCUUCAUGGCAACAUCAACGUAUCCAUCGAUACCUCGAUCAAUACGCCAAAUGGUCGUCUCCAGGAACUGGGUUCCAUUGAUCAUGGGGUGGUUUUUGGUGAAGGAGAUGGGACAGUGAAUUUGUUGUCCACAGGGUUCAUGUGUGCCAAAGGAUGGAAAAAGAUCAAACGAUACAAUCCAGCCGGAAUCAAAAUCAGCACCUUUGAAAUGCCACACGAACCGGACAGAUUUAGUCCUCGAGGUGGACCGAAUACUGGAGAUCAUGUGGAUAUUCUUGGUAGAAGCAGCCUGAAUGAUUUGAUAUUGCGUGUUGCUGGCGGCAAAGGAUAUCAGAUUGAAGAAAACUAUGAAAGCCGGAUUUGGGAAAUCAGUGAGAAGGUACAAAUCUUUGAUCACGAAUGA